Opisthocomus hoazin is the source of this 1131-nucleotide messenger RNA. The record is from RefSeq and is a predicted model, not a curated record. Lineage: Eukaryota; Metazoa; Chordata; Aves; Opisthocomiformes; Opisthocomidae.
AUGGCGAUGCCGGCCACGCAGCGUGGCGAGGCUGGAGCGAGAUGCUACCGACACCAGCAGCGUGGCCGCCCUGCCGAGGGACACGCUGGCCACGGAGCCGGCACGAGGGCUCUCGUACAGCACCUGGCUGAUGGCCUGGGCCAAGGGUGGGUGUUUGGGUGCCCUCCCCGGGAGGGGGGCCAUGGGGACUCCGCUGUGACUCUCCUGCAGCCAUGCCCCACCGUGGGCUUGGUUGCUGGGCCCAUCACCUUGCCUCGCUGGGCGUACUGCGGGUCCCACGAGAGGCUCCCUGCCUCCGGGGAACUCUGCUCUGACGCGAAAGUGCUUGGAUCUGGCCGCGACCUGUGCAGGCGUGCCAGGGCCGGUGCUGCCUGCCUCUGGAGCAAGGAGCAAGUCUUGGUCCUCAGGGUAAUAGUCCAUGAUGUGAAUGAGCUGACGGAAAAGCUGUUUCCGAUCGUCGAGGCCAUGCAGAAACACUUCAGCGCUGGAUCGGGGACCUACUACAGCGACUCGAUCUUCUUCUUGUCGGUUGCAAUGCAUCGCAUCAUGCCCAAGGAAAUAACACAGAUCAUCCAGGUGGACUUGGACCUGAAGUACAAGAGCAACAUCCGAGACCUGUUUGAUGAGUUCGACAACUUCGCGGAGGGAGCAGUCAUCGGGAUUGCCAGGGAAAUGCAGCCAGUGUACAGGCACACAUUCUGGCAGUAUCGCCGCGAGAACCCCCAAACCAAAGUGGGGGAACCCCCUCCCGAUGGGCUGCCCGGCUUCAACAGUGGCGUCCUGCUCCUGAACCUGGAAGCCAUGAGGCAAUCCAAGCUUUACAACCAGCUGCUGGAGCCUGCCAUGGUGCAGAAGCUGACAGAGAAGUACCACUUCAAGGGCCACCUCGGGGACCAGGAUUUCUUCACCAUGGUGGGGAUGGAGCACCCAGAGCUCUUCCACGUGCUCGACUGCACAUGGAACCGGCAGCUUUGCACGUGGUGGAGGGACCAUGGCUACAGUGACGUGUUCGACCAGUACUUCCAGUGUGAGGGCGAGGUCAAAAUUUACCACGGGAACUGCAACACCCCGAUCCCCGAAGACUAGGGCAGCCGCCGUCCCCAGGAGCAGCGCUGACUGCAGCAAGCCCUG